Molecule: messenger RNA, 1212 nt
Organism: Rhodotorula toruloides NP11
Lineage: Eukaryota; Fungi; Basidiomycota; Microbotryomycetes; Sporidiobolales; Sporidiobolaceae
Product: inhibitor of growth protein 3
Exons: 5
Coding region: 1-1212 (403 amino acids)
Biological process (GO): regulation of DNA-templated transcription
Cellular component (GO): nucleus
Source: RefSeq, a predicted model, not a curated record
AUGAGCGAAGACGCCGCAGUCCUCCUCGCAGACUUUGUCAGCUCGCUCGACAACCUCCCCUCCGAGGUGUGCCACAUCCUCGAGGAGAUCGGCCACAAGGAGAGCCGCGUGUCAGACUUGCGAUCGAGGGCACUCCAGCGUGACCAGGCGAUACAGAAGCAUGCCAAGUCGGCCGCAGCCGGAGGGCAGGGGCUGCUCGUCCCCAACCCGAAGGAGGAGUCGUCAAUCAAGAAGAUCAAGCUUGACCUGGAGAAUGCCGAGGUGACGACGCGCGAGAAGCUGGCGCUGAGCGAGCGAGGGGUCAACCUGCUCUCUCGCCACCUGAACCGCCUCCAAGCGCAACUCGAACUCCUCACCUCGUCCGUCCCGCCGCUCCCGACUCUCCCCUCCUUCGCGCCAACCCUCAACACGCCCACUCCGAACGCGAUGUACGGCGCACAAGCAGCUUAUACUGCUACGCCAGGCGGAGUGGGGGCGUACAACCCGUACAUGGCGAGCUACGGCGGGCAGCCUGGAACGCCCGGCAUACCCCGGAAAGCGACGCCCGGUCAGAUCCCCCUCCUUCCCGCGCAGAUGACCCCCGGCGCACCCUCCGGUUACCCCUUCACCGCCCAAACCCCCGGCACCCCCGGCACGCCUCUCGGUUCCUCCGCCGCCGCCAAUUCUCGCCGCGCCGGCCCUUCACGACUGCAGAACGUCGCCUAUGCUUCUCCCGUCCCGGGAACACCGCACGGUCUUCCCCCUCACGCGCAGCAACAACAGCAGCAGCAACAACCGAACCUCGCCUUCCUGCAACAGCAACAGCAGAUGCAAGCGAACCAGCUCCGAAUCGCACAAGCGCAAGCACAAGCGUUGGCGCAACAACAGUUUUCGACGCAGGCGCAGUUUGCGCAGUUGCAGGCUCAGGCGCAGGCUCAGCAGGCUCAGCAGCAUGCGGGUGGGUCGAACAAGAGGAAGAGGGGGGAGGAGGAGAGGAGGGGGCACGAGGAGGUCGAGGGCGAGGCAGAGGGAGAGGACAUGACGCCUUAUUGCUUCUGCCACCGCCCGUCGUUCGGAGAGAUGAUCGGCUGCGACGCGCCCGACUGCAAGAUCGAGUGGUUCCACCUCAACUGUAUCGGGCUGAAGGAGUCGCCCGAGGGGUCGUGGUACUGCAGCCAGUGCGAGCCGCGCAUGAAGGCGCAGCAGCAGGGCCGGUCGGGCAGGAAGCGAUGA